CUUCUCUCAACUCCAGCCGGUCCGGUCCGAUUCUCCCGCUCCGAAGACAUGUUUUCCCAACAGCAGCCAAAAAGUUGGUUAGGUGUACUACUCACUGCGUCGAUUGUAAGAACGUGUCCACAGAAAGGUCAAUGAGGCUUGCCUGGAUCUUGUCUUGGACGUUCUUACUCUGGACGAAAGUCAUUUCAGCUUCCAUACAAGAGCCAUUCAAGAUGUCCUCGUCCACUCCAUUCGUCCUGGCUUCAAGCUCAUCCGCUCUCCCGAUCUUGCUCGAUUCGACCGACUCCAAAGCCGUACAUAUUGCCGCCAACAACUUUGCGAGCGAUAUUCAUCGUGUCACUGGAGCCAAGCCAGAUGUUCAUGUUGACGCUCUCCCAUCAGGGUCUAAGCAAGCCAUCAUCGUCUGCACCGCGGGUUCAAAGCUCGCUUCCAAGCUGCGAGCAGAGGCGUUGGUCCAGAAAGUCGAGGGCAAAUGGGAGUCAUUCCAAGGAGCAGUAUUACAGAGCCCUGUAGACGGUGUGGAGGAAUCUCUGGUACUGAUAGGAUCAGACAGGCGGGGGGCAAUUUUUGCCAUGUACACUCUUUCGGAACAAUUUGGAGUCUCACCUUUCCAUUGGUGGGCAGACGUGCCUGUACGUCAUCGUGACACCCUGUCGAUCGACAAGUCAUUCACUGUCGGUCACGGUGAACCGACUGUCAAGUACAGAGGUUUCUUCCUGAACGAUGAGCAUCCUGUCCUGUUCAAUUGGGCACGACAACGCUUCGGAAUCGCCGAGGGGCCACCAUUCCAGGUUGGACUCUAUGAGAAGGUGUUUGAGCUACUGUUGAGAUUGAAAGGAAACUACCUAUGGCCCGCGAUGUGGCACAGCUCAUUCGCUGUGGACGGUCUGGAGAAUUUACCCCAUCCUGCUAGACCUGGACCGAAUCAAGAGCUGGCAGAGGAGCAUGGUGUGGUGAUGGGAACUUCACACCACGAGCCGAUGAGUAGGAACCAGAAGGAGUAUCAUGAUUUCGGGCAUGGAGAUUGGGACUUUGAUACCAACAGAGAGUUCUUGGAGGAGUUCUGGACUUAUGGUGCGGACCGAGCAAAGAACUGCGAGACGCUAUACACUGUCGGUAUGAGAGGUGACGGCGAUCUUGCCCUGCCUGGGGCCGAUAUUGAACGACUACAAACCAUCGUCAAGGCUCAACAGUCGAUACUUAAAUCAUCUCUCGACACCUCCAACCUCGACUCUGUCCCUCAAAUGUGGGCAAUGUACAAAGAAGUCAUGUCGUACUUUGCGACGGGUCUUCAAGUCCCCGAAAACGUUACACCUUUGCUCAGUGAUGACAACUGGGGAAAUCUCAUGGCCAUCAUGCCAGAAGGCGAUCACAAAGCCGGAGGAGGAAUCUACUAUCAUGCAGAUUACGUUGGUGAUCCGAGAAACUACAAAUGGCUCAGUACAGUCUCCUUGGCCAAGAUGUGGGAACAGCUCAAUCUCGCUCGAUCAUUCAACACCAAGAACAUUUGGAUCCUCAACGUUGGAGAUCUCAAAAUGCUCGAAAUCCCUCUCGAAUGGUUUAUGAGUCUUGGAUAUGACUUUGACCGAGCGACCUCAACCGGUCUCCAAGGUCAUCUCACUCAAUGGGCCCAACGGGAAUUUGCCCUCGAUCAGAAAGCCGCGGCGGAAGUGGCGAACAUUAUGGCACAAUACUCGAUGUACGCUUCCCGACGGAAGGCCGAGCUCGUUGACAGCGACACUUAUUCGUUGGCCACCUUCAAUGAAGCGGAGAGGGUGCUUGCCGAGUGGAACGCGCUGGAGGGACGCACAGAGCAGAUAUUAAUGAGCCUCGAUCAAUCCACACAACUUGCUUUUGAGCAGCUUGUUCGGACACCCAUCAGACUGCAGACCAAUCUCCAGCGGAUCUACAUUUCAGCCGCCAAAUCCAUCCUUUACGCCUCUCAGGGACGAACGGCCGCCAACUUCUUUGCUCAAGAUGCCAUUGAUUGCUUCCGAAAAGAUCACGAGAUCACUCAAGCUUUCCACAAGCUGAACGAUGGCAAGUGGAACUUCACACUUUGUCAAUCUCACAUUGGUUACCAAUACUGGCAAUCACCCACGCGUAAUGCCCUCCCGCCAAUCUCCUUCGUCCAACCCUCGCCGUCUUAUAUCAAUAUUCUGGGCCCGAUUCAUACUAGAUUCACCGUCGAGGGAUCACUCGGUGCCUGGCCAGGAGAUAACAAACACAAUUGCCCACUCGGCUACAACUGCCCUGAUCCCGUCUUCCCCCCUGUCGACCCAUACAGUCAAAAACGAUGGGUCGAUGUCGGCGCGGCAGGGACAGAGGAUAUCGAAUUCACGGCCAAAGCUGUUGAAGAUUGGGUCGUGGCUCAUCCCUCGAACGGGACCGUCAAAUCGGACGGAAGUGGUGAUGUGCGCGUUUGGAUCAGCGUCGAUUGGUCAAAAUACCCUGGGAAAACGAAUGACAAGAUGGAUGGGCACGUCGAUUUCACUUCGUCCGACGGCACCAAGAUGACCGUGACUUUGCCAGCUGUGCGAGGUAUUGACAUCCCAUCGGACUUCAAGGGUGCUAUCCAAGGGGACGAUUACAUCGUCAUGGAAGCCAUGAGGGGAGUCUCAGAGUCUGUCAAAGGCGCCAGUGGGAUCGAGCAUGCUUGGAAAGAGAUCCCAUUCUAUGGCAAGACGUACUCUGGUAUGACCAUCCUACCACCUACCCUUGAGCACUUUUCAUCCAGUGCGGGUCCAGCAAUCCACUAUGAUUUCUUUGUCACUCAUCUGGAUGACCUUGCCAACGGUAGCGAUGUCAGCGUGACCUUGCUCUUUGGACCAACUCUCAAUUACAUCCUCGGAUCGAGAUUAGAAAUCAGUGUACAAAUGGAUGACGGAUCUGUCCAAUCGGUCAGGCCUGUACCUGAAUCUAAACCUGGAACCGUUCCGGACGAUUGGGAGCAAGUCGUAGCGAGUGAAGUCAGGCAAGUCAGAAUCCCCAUGGAGCUUGGCAAUAAGGGUAGUAGCGCCAUUGGAUCGCACCGCCUGAUAAUCAGAGGUGUCAGAGGUGGACUGGUCCUAGAGAGGGUAUUGAUCGAUCUCGGAGGUAUCUCAAGUAGGGCUGCUACGUACCUUGGACCUCCGGAGAGUCAUAUCGUUGUGUAGGAGGCAGUCAGCUAUAACAUAUGCGAAUAUCGACGUUGCACUCCCUUCGUUACGACAUGAAAAUACA
Messenger RNA from Kockovaella imperatae, 3222 nucleotides. RefSeq lists its product as hypothetical. The coding region runs from base 132 to 3155 and encodes 1007 amino acids. Lineage: Eukaryota; Fungi; Basidiomycota; Tremellomycetes; Tremellales; Cuniculitremaceae. The record is from RefSeq and is a predicted model, not a curated record. The transcript is spliced from 9 exons.